CUCCGAAAUUUGGGAGACGGGGGCAGGGAUGGAGAUGGCCUCGCCCCGCCCCGUUGCCAUCCCUAACCUUCCUGCUGUCAAUUCUAAUUCUUCAUGGUGGGUAGAUUCUUGCUUCAAUGCUCAUGUCACUACCGACUCAAGUCAGUUCACCAAUGCUACUAAUGCUACUGAAUAUUCUGGGGAAGAUCAUAUUAGUGUAGGGAGUGGUCAAUCUCUUCCAAUCUCUCACAGGUUAUGGCAGGAGAUAGUGUUGACAAGCGUUCUACAUCUGGGUUUGUUGUAUUUCUUGGAUCUAAUCUGGUUUCUUAGGGAUCUAAGAAACAAACAACGGUGUCCAGAAGUUCUACUGAGGCUGAGUAUUGUUCACUUGCUUCUACAGCUGCUGAAUUGUUUUGGCUUCGUCAACUAAUUAAAGAUCUUCAUGUUUUUAGUACUAAACCCCCCUUGUUAUGGUGUGAUAACAUAUCUGCCAUCCAAUUGGCUUGGAAUCAUGUUUUUCAUGGCAGAACAAAAUAUGUCGAGGUUGACUUUCACUUUAUUCUAGAACGUGUUGUUCGGCACGAUAUUAUUCUUCAGUUUUUUCCAACAACUCAUCGACUUGUUGACUUGUUUACUAAAUCACACACCAGUGAUCGUUUGCACUUCUUUUGGUCCAAACUUCUGCUUCAGCCAACAUCUAUUUGAAGGGGGAUAAUAGUGCAAUAUCUGUUUGUAUUAUUAAAACUACUUCUUGUUAAAUAGUGUAACAAGUAUUCGUUAGCAGAAUAACCAUUUAUGGUUAUAUAGUUUAUUAUUAUCAAAUAUGUAACCUAUAAAUAGUCCUGUAUGAUUAUUUUAUUAAUCAAGAAGCACACUUUAUUUCUC
Molecule: messenger RNA, 864 nt
Organism: Momordica charantia (bitter melon)
Lineage: Eukaryota; Viridiplantae; Streptophyta; Magnoliopsida; Cucurbitales; Cucurbitaceae
Source: RefSeq, a predicted model, not a curated record